Messenger RNA from Chaetura pelagica (chimney swift), 942 nucleotides. RefSeq names its product interferon regulatory factor 4-like. Lineage: Eukaryota; Metazoa; Chordata; Aves; Apodiformes; Apodidae. The record is from RefSeq and is a predicted model, not a curated record. Gene Ontology annotation, cellular component: nucleus. The transcript is spliced from 6 exons. Gene Ontology annotation, biological process: immune system process; regulation of transcription by RNA polymerase II. Gene Ontology annotation, molecular function: protein binding; DNA-binding transcription factor activity, RNA polymerase II-specific; RNA polymerase II cis-regulatory region sequence-specific DNA binding. The annotation marks the transcript as partial.
UGGCUGAUCGCCGAGAUCGACAGCGGCCGGUACCCGGGGCUGCGCUGGGAGAACCGGCACCGCACGCUGUUCCGCAUCCCCUGGAAACACGCGGCCAAGCAGGAUUACCGGCAGCAGCAGGACGCCGCGCUCUUCAAGCCCUACAAGGUGUACCAGAUCCUGUCCGACGGCGCCCGGGACGCGGGGUACCACGUGAGAGGGGUCUUCUAUGGCUGGAACCCAACCCAUGGCCACCUCCUCCCCGGACCCCUGUCCUACCUCCCCGUGGAGGACGUCAAUCACUCAGACUGCUGGCUCCACGUCCGCCUCUACUACUGCGACGUGCUGGUGAAGGAGGUGACGACCCGCACGGCCGAGGGCUGCCGCAUCGCCUCCCGCGCCGUGCCCGCCGACAGCCACAGCCUCUACGGCCCCUCCUGCAUGGAGCAGAGCGAGUUUCCCUCCCCGCGGGCGCUGGGCGGUGCUGGCCGGGGGGCCGGUAUGACCGACGUGCUGGAGCGGCUCCUGCCCCACCUGGAGCUCUGGGUCCUGCUCUGGGUGGCUCCCGAGGGGGUCUUCAUGAAGCGCCAGUGCCAGGGCAGGGUGUACUGGAACGGGCCACUGGCCCCGCACAGGGACUGGCCCAACAAGCUGGAGAGGGAGAAGACCUACAAGCUGUUGGACACUCAGCAGUUCCUGCAGCAGCUGCGGGGAUACCUGAGCCAGGGGCAGCCCACACCACAGUACCAGAUCCACCUCUGCUUUGGGGAGGAGUACCCCACCAGCAGCAGGCACCACUUCCAGAAGCUCAUCAUGGCCCACGUGGAGCCAGUGUUUGCACGGGAGCUCUUCCAUCAUGCCCAGCGCAUGGGGCCAAACCUGCUCCGGAGCUGUCCCCAGCCCUGUGCCCCUGGCACCUCCAGCCACAUCAUCCGUGUCCUCCAGCAGCUCUGCCAGCCCUGA